UUUCUUACCACGCGCCUGUGUCGUCAACGUCACACGUGCGCGUUAUUUUACAAUUGUCUUAAAUCAAUCAAUAAAACAAUCGAUGUUAUCGUGAUAUACUCAACGGACACUGAGCUGGAAAGGACACGUCCACCUAGUAGUAUAAACGAGGCUUUAAAUAUAGGUUAACAGCUGGUGCACACGCUUCCUUUUCAAUUCAUCUGAAAACCCCCACCACCCGCGAGUGAACCCCCACCCGUCUAAUAAAAAAAAAAAAAGACUUACCAGGAAACGAAAGAGCUGUGGCUAUUUCAGUGAAGCGGUAGCCAGCUAGCUCAUGACAACCUCCGUGGCGAGACCUGGACAAAUGAAGCCACCACAAACCCGGAGAAGGGGAGUGAGUGCAGCAUUGUUUUUCGUGCUGUUUACCUGCACGCUCAGGUGUUCUGGAUGUGAAAAACCAAGCAAUAUCGUACUGAUCUUAGCCGAUGAUCAGGAUGUGUAUCUCGGGGGGAUGACCCCUAUGAAGAAAACCCAAGCCCUGAUUGGAGAUGCUGGAGCAACCUUCUCAAAUGCUUUCACAGCGACCCCACUGUGUUGUCCCAGCAGGAGUAGUAUCUUAACAGGGCGGUACCCCCAUAACCAUGCCGUCCGGAACAACUCCCUAGAUGGUAACUGUUCCAGCCCCCUUUGGCAGAAAGGUCAAGAGGCCACAGCCUUCCCUGUCUACCUCAGCAAACAGCAGUACCAGACCUUCUAUGCCGGGAAGUACCUCAAUCAGUACGGGAAGAAGGAAACCGGUGGUGUAGGCUAUGUUCCCCCAGGCUGGGACCAAUGGCAUGCACUUGUUGGUAACUCUCAGUACUACAACUAUACUCUGUCUGUCAAUGGGAAAGAGGAGAAGCAUGGGGACAGUUAUCAGAAAGACUACCUGACUGACCUGAUAUUGAACAGAUCUCUCCAUUUCCUGGAUAGCCGGAGCCCUCAGCGACCCUUCUUCAUUAUGUUGUCCCCUCCUGCCCCUCACUCCCCCUGGAUUGCUGCCCCUCAGUAUGAGAAAACCUUCCCUGAUGUCAAAGCCCCCCGUGAUGGCAGCUUUGAUAAACCUGGAAAGGAUAAACACUGGUUGUUGCGGCAGCCUAGCAACCCCAUGACCAGCACCUCCCUGGACUUUCUGGAUAAUGCCUACAGGAAGAGGUGGCAGACCCUGUUAUCAGUGGAUGACAUGGUGGAGACACUGGUCAAGAAACUAGAAGCAUUGAAUGUGCUUAAUAACACCUACAUCAUCUACACCUCUGACAAUGGCUAUCACACUGGUCAGUUUUCUCUGCCAAUUGAUAAGAGGCAGCUGUAUGAGUUUGAUAUCAGGAUCCCCCUCAUGGUGCGUGGCCCAGGCAUCAAACCCAAACAGACUCUGCCAGCCCCAGUGUUGAAUAUAGACCUGGCACCCACUCUUCUGGACAUCUCAGGACUGAACCUCUCAGUCGUCAACAUGGAUGGACAGUCGUUCCUCUCUCAGAUGGCCCCCGAGCUACGUAAUGGAACAGCUCGCCCGUACUUCCUGGUGGAGUACACAGGAGAGGGACACCUUGGACCUGACCCUGCCUGCCCCAAACUGGGCCCUGGUCUGUCUCAAUGUUUCCCAGACUGUGUGUGUGAAGACGCCUACAACAACACCUAUGCCUGUGUCAGAACCCUGGUGGAACCCAACCUACAGUAUUGUGAGUUUGCAGACACUGAGUCAUUUGUGGAGGUUUACAACUUGACCUCUGACCCACACCAAUUGGAAAACAUUGUUAAAAAGGUUGACCCCACCCUCCUCCAAGCCAUGAACCAACGACUGAUCAAGCUACAAUCAUGUGAGGGCGACAGCUGCCGUGCCGCCAAUAAAUAAAGACUGCAGGCUGGGCGGCAGUAGUUUUGUGCUAAAUUUUAAUUGCAAAUUGACAAAUCCAUAGGCAACAAAAUAUAGAUCUGAAAGGGUUUAAUAGAUAUAAGCAAAUGUAGUGAUGAGCUUGUUUAAGAUGGAACAGGAAAUGCCUUGAAAGAAGCUGGUUAUGUUCAGAAGAUGCGAGUGUCACCACAUAGCCUGACACUAAGUGAUUUUUACACAACACAUUUCAUGUAGAUACGGCUGUCAAUGUUUAGGAAAUCCCAUUUAGAAUGUGAAGACGAUGCCCUUGGAAAUGGUCCAAUUUGACAGAUUUUGCCUGAUAUUCACAAUCUUGAUCUUUUAGAUCUAUGAAAGUGCAUAGGAGGCCAGAGAGGUGGUCGAUUGGUUAUGAUUAGCAUAUUGAGCACUGACCUACCUGAACUGUGCUGACGGCUCUCGUGGUGUGUGGAUGGGCUUGCCAUGUCCCUUAACCUACCCUCAGCCCAUCCGCAUUGUGUGAAGUUGCUGAAAAGCAGAAACGUUGCCCUGUGUAAUCUAAUUUAUUGCGUAACAGGUACACAUUUUAUGUGCAGAUGAUUAUCUUUACGUCAGGAGGAGGGGUUAAAAUUGAAAUAACCACAUCAAUGUUUGGUAAUAAAUCUGUGCAGAAAAUUUAACCCAUCCUAGAAUGCACACUUCAUCGUAACUGUGGUCAUUAUAUUUGAGUAUAGGUCUUACAUCCAAUCAGGACAUUUCACUAUUAAGCUGGAGCCCACAAAGUUAUUAGAGGUUGCAAUGGCAGGUACUUUCCACAGCGGUACAGGAUUUUGACCAGAUUUAGUCCUGGGGUAACUGGAGUAGGAAGUAUUUCCUAGAUACUGAUGUAAGGUCUUUUCGCUUUCAAGUUUAGGAUUUAUGAAAGACGACCUGAUCCCUUAUCUGUGCCCAAGGCCAACUUAACCAACACUUCAACUUAGCCACCCCCCUUUUGGUUUAUUCCCGCAGGGUGGCAGAAAACGAUGCAAGUAGUGAAUUCUGUUGCAUGAAUGGAAGUGACUAGAUCGGCUUCGUGCCCAAAUGAAAGGGUCUGGUUGUCUUUUCUGCUCAUUGUAUAUGUGGUGUACGAAGUGGAUCGCUGUUCACAUUUAGUCUAACAGCACUUUUAUAGGAAAUGAAUGAGAGAGUAAUUUGAGAAGUGAAUACUGGAUGAGCCUGUUCCUUAAGAAUGUGAACCCAAAGUCUCUUCUGUUUAUGUACGCCUUUCUGCCCACAUCCUAAUAAUCUGUACUUGUUCCCAAAGUGUGCACUUGUUUGCUUCCCUUUUUGUAUUUUGAGGAAACGUCUGUUAAACUGUUCAGGGCAUGUCUAUAACAAUCCAAUGCUUUUACAGGUGGCAGGAGUGUAAAAGAGCACUUUGUAAGGACAGAUUAUUUGGACAUUGGCCAACUGAGACAUUGGCUUUAGUCAUCAGUAGAAGUUACAUAUGUAUACCUGAUUUGUAUCACUCGAUAUUCCAAAAUCUUGUACAAUCUUGAGUAUUUACCAUUACAGUACUGAUGAGAGCCUCUUUAAAUGAGAAAUUAUGUUUUCCUGUUUGUUGAUUGGACAUCAUCUUCCCAAAUUGUUUUUAAAAUGAAUGUUGCCUUAGACAGGAAUAUAUAAUUGACAUAAGGGAUAUUUUUUAUAUUCUAACCUUGGAUAUGGAUGAAGAUGUCAUCCAUGCGCCUUGUCAUUUUGCACUGAAGCUGCUUUUUAAUGCCUUGUUCAAUGUGAAUAUGGCUGUAUGGUGAGAAAUCAAUAAAUUAUCAGCAUUCCAGAGUUUAA
This is a messenger RNA of Esox lucius (northern pike), 3676 nucleotides long. RefSeq names its product glucosamine (N-acetyl)-6-sulfatase (Sanfilippo disease IIID), b (gene gnsb). The transcript has 14 exons. Gene Ontology annotation, molecular function: N-acetylglucosamine-6-sulfatase activity; glycosaminoglycan binding. The coding region runs from base 317 to 1873 and encodes 518 amino acids. Lineage: Eukaryota; Metazoa; Chordata; Actinopteri; Esociformes; Esocidae. Gene Ontology annotation, biological process: glycosaminoglycan metabolic process. The record is from RefSeq and is a predicted model, not a curated record.